AUGGCAGCGCCCUUCAGACCUUGGCUUACAACAAAUCUGCGUUAUAGAUGCUUUCCAUGGUUUAUUGAGCUUCAUUCUAACCACGGCCAAUUUAAUCAGUUUGUCAAAAAUACCAGAAAUUUAUCAUCUGAUAUUUUGGGGCGCAGGCCAGUCAACUCUAUAUCUAUAGUCAGCGCAAACCAUACUUUCACUUUACCUAAAAAUAAUUACAACACCAGGUACUUUUCAUCAAACUCAGACAGAACUUGUUGGAAGUGUGGGGAUAAAGUUGACACCAAAGAAGAGCUUUUCUUUUGUAAAUGUGGAGUUGUACAGGACGUGAAGGGACUGGACUUCUUUGAACUGAUGGGGUUUCCUGAAUCAUUUGACAUUGAUACAAAAUUGUUGACUCGGAGAUAUCGAGAUCUACAGAGACAGCUUCACCCAGACAAGUAUAGCCUGAAAAGCGAGAAAGAAAAACAGAUAGCAGAGGAGCAGUCUUCUUAUGUCAACAAAGCUUACUUCACCCUCCUGAAGCCCCUCCCACGGGCCCAGUACCUGCUGGAGAGGCGAGGGGUCCCAAUAGAGGAGGACAACACCAGUGUUGACCAGGGCUUCCUGAUGCAGGUCAUGGAGAUUAAUGAAGAGAUCAUGGAUGCCGACACUCCGGACUCACUCCAGCCGAUCCAGAUGUCAAACGACGCUAACAUGAAGAACUGUGUGAUAGAAAUAUCCAAGGCUUUCAGCGAUAACGAUGUUGAUAAAGCAAAAGACUGGACUGUGAAACUGAAGUACUUUACAAACAUUAAUGAUAAAAUAAUUAAUAUUCAUCAGAAACAUUUUGGUGCUCAUUAGUAUCAGUAUUAGAUAAAUGUUUGAAAAUUAAAAGUAUUAUGUUUAUU
This is a messenger RNA of Saccostrea echinata, 881 nucleotides long. Its product is annotated as iron-sulfur cluster co-chaperone protein HscB-like. NCBI's taxonomy places the organism in Eukaryota, Metazoa, Mollusca, Bivalvia, Ostreida, Ostreidae. The record is from RefSeq and is a predicted model, not a curated record. Gene Ontology annotation, biological process: protein complex oligomerization; [2Fe-2S] cluster assembly. Bases 1 to 834 code for a protein of 277 amino acids. The transcript is spliced from 2 exons. Gene Ontology annotation, molecular function: ATPase activator activity; protein-folding chaperone binding. Gene Ontology annotation, cellular component: mitochondrion.